UAACACGCUAUCAUAUGGCAUUGCCUUCCGAUAGCUACAAUAGAAGCAGUAAUCCCGAAAGCAUAAAUAAUAGUAAAAUGUAAAAUGACUAGGAAAUGAUGAGUUUUAUGCAUUUGUUACCUUUGUUUUUAGUAUAGUUUAUUGAAUGAUAAGUUUAUGUGGUUUCAUUUUACUAAUGGCUGUGUUUAAUAACCAGCUUACAAAACUCUUGAAAAUUUAACAUGAGCCACUACCAUAAGCUACUACCGUUUCAUAUUUAUGCCGGACACUAGAUUGCAGAGUUUAUUUGUUGUGGGAUUGUGAAUUUUUACAGCCAUGCCUGAUGUUGUUGUUCAUAAAUAAUUUUACUCUUUCAUCUGUGAAUUUUUUUUUUCUUUGUUUUGUAGACUAUUUCUGGAGCAGUACAUGAUUACAGAAAUCUGUGGCUCCCUGUUCCCAAUUUCAAAAAGCAAACCACAGCCACAUUAUGGAAGAAGAAAACCAGACAGCUCCAUUCGAGUUUAUCAUCUUAGGAUUCUCCAACUUAAAUGAGCUGCAAUUUUUACUUUUCACUAUCUUCCUUGUAACUUAUAUCUAUACCUUGGGAGGAAAUAUUUUCCUUAUCUUGGUGACCAUGGUUGAUGCACGUCUACACACACCGAUGUAUUUUUUUCUGGAAAACUUAGCAUUUAUUGACAUCUGCUACACCACCACCAAUGUUCCUCAGAUGAUGGUGCAUCUUCUGUCAGAGAAGAAAAGCAUUUCUUAUGGGGGUUGUAUAGCUCAACUUUUUGCAUUUAUUUUCUUUGUGGGGUCAGAGUCCCUGCUCUUGGCAGCAAUGGCAUAUGAUCGUUAUGUGGCAAUCUGCAAACCCUUAAGAUAUUCAAUUAUUAUGAACAAGACUAUAUACAGCCAAUUAGCAGCUUCUUCAUGGGCUGGUGGUUUCCUCAACUCAGUGGUGCACACAAUGCUGACUUUCCACCUGCCCUUCUGUGGGAAUAAUCAGAUUAAUUAUUUUUUCUGUGACAUCCCACCUUUGCUGACCUUGUCUUGUGGGGACACUUCUGUCAAUGAGCUAGUGCUACUCUCCAUUGGAGUCUUCGUUGGUUGGACUCCUCUCUUGUGUAUCAUCCUUUCAUGCCUUUAUAUUGUGUCUACCAUUUUAAGGAUCAGUUCUUCAGAGGGAAGGCAAAAGGCAUUUUCUACGUGUGCCUCCCACCUGGUCAUUGUCCUUCUUUACUAUGGAAGCUCUAUCUUCACGUAUGUACGACCCAUCUCAGCUUAUUCCAUAGAGAAAGACAGGCUGAUAUCAGUAUUGUACAGUGUUGUAACUCCCAUGCUAAACCCUAUAAUCUAUUUUUUGAGGAAUAAGGAUAUUAAAGAGGCUAUGAAAGUUAUGCGGAGAAAGUGGCAGGCUUCUAUUUCUUUAACUUUUGAUGUAUAAACUUUACUCUUCUGAGGAAAAUCAUAUAUAUCACAAAACUGUACAUCUUACUUAUAGGAGCUGAUUUUUAUUGAUGACUCUUCAACAAAAUUAAAAGUUAACUAUAAACUUCACUUCCAGUAAAAAUUGACUAGUUGCUCUGU
This is a messenger RNA of Loxodonta africana (African savanna elephant), 1566 nucleotides long. Its product is annotated as olfactory receptor 5V1-like. Gene Ontology annotation, cellular component: membrane. The transcript has a single exon. Gene Ontology annotation, biological process: G protein-coupled receptor signaling pathway. The coding region runs from base 467 to 1423 and encodes 318 amino acids. Gene Ontology annotation, molecular function: odorant binding; olfactory receptor activity; G protein-coupled receptor activity. The record is from RefSeq and is a predicted model, not a curated record. NCBI's taxonomy places the organism in Eukaryota, Metazoa, Chordata, Mammalia, Proboscidea, Elephantidae.